AUGGGCUACUGGGGAGUUUUUUUGGGGCUACUCUUGUCAGGUGGAAAUCUUUGUGCUGCUUUGCAAAGCCUCAACACCAAUGACACGCUCAUCCCGAGCGAAAGAGUAUGGACAUGGACACGGGCGCCAACACAGCCGCAGACACCAGAUCAUCACUCAACCAAGACAGAGCAGAGUAGACAAGGACCUUUCUCUGUCAGCCAACGGCUCUGGGUCCACCAGCUGAAGAGGCCUGCUGUUAAGGAGCAUGUGCAAAGCCUGCAAACACUGGAGGCCAGAGCGCCAGCGCUGCAGUCCACUGUCCAAGAUGACAUUUUGAAGACCAUAAUUCAAGGCCCAGAUCUUGACCCGCCCAUUGAGCUGGAUCCAAAGAUGGUGGUUGACUUUGAGCAGCGUGUGCCCGUGCCAGCUGACAGCCUGGCGGUGCAAUGUGGCGAGGGAGAGGUCAUCAUAGAGGUCAAGCAGAACUUUUUAGGAAAUGGUCAGAUGAUCCAGCCAACUGAUCUGACCUUAGGAGGCUGCGGUCUGUUGCACGUAGCUGACCGCAUGCUGCGUUUCCAGACAGAGCUGCACGCCUGUGGCAGCACAAAGAAGAUGACAGAUGAAGCCCUCAUCUACACCUUUUCACUCACCUACUCUCCUGCACCAGUUGGCAGCACUUUAAUUUUGAAGACUAACCCUUCCGAGGUACUAAUUGAAUGCCACUAUCCAAGGAGGCACUAUGUGAGCAGUGAUGCCAUUAUGCCUCAUUGGCAGCAGUUUGCCUCCAGCCUGUUAACAGAGCAGCAGCUUCACUUCUCCCUCAGGCUCAUGACAGAGGAGUGGCAGUCGCAGAGAUCCACCGGUGUUUACUAUGCGGGCGAGAUGAUGCAUAUUGAAGCCUCGGCCCUCCAGGGCCACCAUGUUCCACUGAGGGUCUAUGUUGACAGAUGUGUGGCCACCGCAAGCUCUGCCCCAAAUUCUCAACCGGCAUAUACCUUUAUCGACAACCAUGGGUGUCUAGUAGAUGCUAAGCUGACAGGAGCCAAGUCCUACUUCAUGCAGAGAAGCCGUGAGGAUAAACUGGCUUUCCAGCUGAAAGCUUUCCAUUUCGCCCAGGAUCACAGGAAUUCGCUUUACAUCACAUGUUGGCUGACAGCAACGAGAGUCUCUGUCCCAGUCAACUUGCAGCAGAAAGCUUGUUCAUUUUUAGUUGAAGCCAACAGAUGGGUGGCAUCAGGUGGCGACAACAAGGUGUGUAGCUGCUGUGAAAGCAGCUGCAGUGAGCAGAGGCGGAAAAGGAACCUCAGACAGGAUGCUGGACUGGCAGGUCUUUUUCCACACUUGCACUGGGAGGGGAUGGCUCGUCCAGGUCCCAUCCAAGUGGAGGAGGACAUUGUGUCGCAGCCAGAAUCCAAUUCUACGUUUCACAUCCAAGAAGUUACGCAAGCUGCUUCAUCCCGAUCUUUAGCCGCAGUGGGUGCUGUGCUGGCGGUGGUGUUGCUUGCUGUCAUGGGUGCUGCCAUUUGCAGCAGAGUGCACAAAUUCACCUUAAAGAGCCGACCGAUGCGUCGCUUUACUGCCAGGGCAACGUUGACCCCCUCCCGUCGCCAACACACCAGAGGCUCGUAAAAAGCAAUAUCUAAUGAUGUACCAGCGUGGAGGCAUGACAGUGACAUCAAGACACAGGGAAGGAAACCCAUAAGCCUUUCCCUAAAAGAAUCAAUAAUGAGGUGGGACAUUUUUAUGAUAGGUUGUUAAUGAGACAAUCUAAGAAAACAUUUCAGCUCUAAUUAUCCACAAUGUUCACCGAAUGGGCUUCCCGCAAUCUUGAUUAUUCUUUUUUUUUUCCUGCAUCACACCCUGUAUUUUAGUGGUGUGGCAUAUACAAAACUCAGGGACAGCUUUAAGAGGAGUCACCCGAGCAUAAAAAGGUCUUGUCUUGUUUUUAGUGCUGAAGACGCAUGCUAACGCUGGCUGGGCCCGAGCUGAUGAAGUGGCAGUGGGUGCUGAAUCCCCCCCCUCCCUUUUCUCUCCUCUCUUUUCCCCUCCACCCACUAACAGGAUAUAUGACCCCAAAAGCCACAAGCAUACGCGAUGGUCGUUCGCACAUUUGUACGCUUGAGCACACGCCAUCAACAGUAAUGGAGUGUGUGAGACCGGCAGGGAGCGUAUUGCAUUGCUGUAGCCUACAUGGAGUUUAUUUCUCCAGUCCUUUGGGGCAAUGCAGCAAACCUGUUUGCUUUGAGUCGGCCAAAACAUGAGCUUGAAAGGACGUGACUGCAGUUUUUGCAGGUGAACCUCUGAGGGUAUGCUUAGAUGAAAACAAGCAAAG
Molecule: messenger RNA, 2314 nt
Organism: Phycodurus eques (leafy seadragon)
Lineage: Eukaryota; Metazoa; Chordata; Actinopteri; Syngnathiformes; Syngnathidae
Product: zona pellucida sperm-binding protein 3-like
Exons: 12
Coding region: 1-1611 (536 amino acids)
Biological process (GO): egg coat formation; positive regulation of acrosome reaction; binding of sperm to zona pellucida
Cellular component (GO): extracellular matrix
Molecular function (GO): acrosin binding
Source: RefSeq, a predicted model, not a curated record